AUGGACCUGAGCGAGGGCUUGCUUUCGUCCCAUCAGAUCUUAGAAGCGACACUCCACGAUGUGCUCACAGACUUCGCCAUCCCACUCCCAACUCUUUCUGACGGGCCCGAUAUUACUUACAUAGGUGCAAUACCUCCGUCGCAAGAAACGCGUUCUGAGAAGAUCAACUUGUCUCUAAUCGGUACCAUUCCAUCACUAGCAAAUGCCGUUGCAGCGGCUCAGAUAUUCUGUGCCCGAAAGGGCAAUCGUCAAAAUAUUGAAGUUGACCUGAGAAGAGGACAUAACUAUAUUGAUCCCGACAUCGGCAUGACGCCAACCCUCAACGGCCAAGAGAUCACAGUUGAUGUUGUCGUGGGAAAUCCGUUCCUCAGAAAUAUAUUUGAGACCAGAGAUGGUCGAUAUGUUGUUUUGAGUGCAGUGUAUGUCGAUCUGGUUUACAAGUGGACCGCGUUUCUGGGCUGCUCCAUGGCAGAGAGCGAUGUUCGGGAGAAAGUGAAGCAGUGGAGUGCAAAAGACUUGGAGGGAGCUGCCGAAGAAGCAGGUUUGCCUAUGGCGAUUUGCCAGACUGAAUCAUCGUGGCAAGCGCAUCCCCAUGGCUCCCAUCUUGCGAAGCUUCCGUGGGUCCCUGUUGAACACUACCCAACAACUCUUUCUGGACCUUCACCUUCUCCAUACUCAUUUCUUCCUGCUCAUCCAUCUCGACCGCUCUCUGGCCUACGUGUGCUUUGCGUUACUCACGCAAUUGCUGGUCCUUCUACUGGCCGCACAUUGGCCGAGCAUGGCGCUUCUGUGCUGCAAAUCAUGUUCACGCACGGCUUCGAACACGCCUUUGUCUACACAUAUGCGAACCUCGGUACUGCAUCCAGCCGUUUGAACCUCCACAAAUUGGCUGAUCGUCAGAGACUACAGACAUUGGUAAAGGAUGCGCACGUUUGGGUUGACAGUUAUCGACCAAACGCCAUCUCCAAGUUUGGAUUCAGCGACAAUGAGAUACGCAAUCUCAAUCCUAGCAUCAUUAUAUGCCGGGUGCGAGUCUAUGGAACCACAGGCCCCUGGAGAUCAAAGCCGGGCUUCGACAUGCAAGGUUCUGCGUCCAGUGGUCUAAUGUGUUUUAUGGGAGAGGGUCAGGGGGAUGGUAGACCUCGGUGGCCGCCCGGAAUGGUCAUCAACGACUAUACUACAGGGUACUCCGCUGCAUUGGCGAUUCAGAGCAUCAUCUUGAAAAGAACCAGAGGCGAGGUUGAUGUUCGCGACGGGUGGCUUGUGAGUCCCAGCCUCUGCGGCACCGCGAUGGGGAUCCUUAAGUACUACAAGACCAGCCGCUUCAAGUCGCCCGCCGACCAGGAGGGUGUUCAAGCCUUGGCCCCCUCGACUCUCGAAGCGCAUACUACGCUCGGAUAUCUGAAAACCCUGGCACCGCUGCCAAAGAUGAGCAUAACCCCCAUGCACUAUGCCUUUGGUGUGUUGAGUACCAUGGGUUCGAAUCCACCAAUCUUCCCAGGAUAUGAUGAUGGUUAUGAUGUGCGAAAAGCACUGCCUAUGUUGAAAGAAGAGAUCCUGCAUGAAUUGGGUGAUACGGCUGUCCAGACCUUGGAGCGUCUGAAGGCCCUUGGAGAAAGGCUAAGGGAGAAGAGAGUUAUCACAACGGAAGUCACUGCGCGCAAUCACGACAUUACAUUGACGCGACUGCCAGGGAUUCUGCAACGGGGCUAG
This is a messenger RNA of Exophiala bonariae, 1713 nucleotides long. RefSeq lists its product as uncharacterized. The transcript has 2 exons. Gene Ontology annotation, molecular function: catalytic activity. The coding region runs from base 1 to 1713 and encodes 570 amino acids. The record is from RefSeq and is a predicted model, not a curated record. Lineage: Eukaryota; Fungi; Ascomycota; Eurotiomycetes; Chaetothyriales; Herpotrichiellaceae.